Messenger RNA from Arvicanthis niloticus (Nile rat), 1240 nucleotides. The record is from RefSeq and is a predicted model, not a curated record. NCBI's taxonomy places the organism in Eukaryota, Metazoa, Chordata, Mammalia, Rodentia, Muridae.
AGGAGAGGGCGGGAGGAGGGAGCUCGGACGCAGGGGGCGGGGAGGGGCGCGAGUUGCGCGCUCGCCCGCGCUCUCUUUCGGUUUGCUCGCCCGCGGGAGCAGAGAGUGGGACAACCCCCACCCCCCACCCCAAACAACACCACUUGGAGACUUCUUCUUCGGCGCGUCCCCGUCGCCCCCCGGUCCCGGCGCGGGGCUCGGGGAUGCCCGCCAGCAUGUUCAGCAUCGACAACAUCCUGGCCGCCCGGCCGCGCUGCAAAGACGCGGUGCUCCCGGUGGCGCCCAGCGCCGCGGCUCCGGUGGUCUUCCCGGCUCUGCACGGGGACUCGCUCUACGGCGCGGGCGGCGGCACCUCCUCGGACUACGGCGCCUUCUACCCGCGUCCUGUGGCCCCUGGAGGCGCGGGCCUCCCGGCCGCGGUCGGCGGCUCCCGCCUGGGCUACAACAGCUACUUCUACGGGCAGCUGCACGUGCAGGCGGCGCCCGUGGGCCCGGCCUGCUGCGGGGCUGUGCCGCCGCUGGGCGCCCAGCAGUGCUCCUGCGUCCCGACGCCCCCAGGCUACGAGGGCCCAGGCUCUGUACUGGUGUCUCCGGUGCCGCACCAGAUGCUGCCCUACAUGAACGUGGGCACGCUGUCGCGCACCGAGCUGCAGCUGCUCAACCAGCUGCACUGUCGGCGGAAGCGGCGGCACCGCACCAUCUUCACCGACGAGCAGCUCGAGGCCCUGGAGAACCUCUUCCAGGAGACGAAGUACCCAGACGUGGGCACUCGGGAGCAGCUGGCCCGGAAGGUGCACCUACGGGAGGAAAAGGUGGAGGUCUGGUUUAAGAACCGCCGAGCCAAAUGGAGACGACAGAAGCGAUCCUCCUCGGAGGAGUCGGAAAACGCUGAGAAGUGGAACAAGACGUCCUCGAAAGCCUCGCCGGAGAAGAGGGAAGAGGAAGGUAAAAGCGAUUUGGACUCGGACAGCUGACGGCUGCGGGCCGGCCGGGGCGCUUGCCUGACGCAAGGACUUGCACAGACAGUCGAUGUACUUGCACACGCCCUGCCUUGCGGGAGGGGGGAUCGAGAAAGCAACGAGGAGCUAGCUGUAAAUAAUGUACAGGCCCGGGACUGCCGGGGACAGGAGCGUGGGGACCGCAGCCCCGUCAUCCCGGGCUGCCUGCGUGAGCCGCGUUCCCCACCGUAGUAUUUAUAGUUAAGUUAACGGUGACAAUACAAUAAAGUGAUGGCGAUGUA